Penaeus chinensis is the source of this 927-nucleotide messenger RNA. RefSeq names its product glutenin, high molecular weight subunit DX5-like. The transcript has a single exon. The record is from RefSeq and is a predicted model, not a curated record. The coding region runs from base 1 to 927 and encodes 308 amino acids. Lineage: Eukaryota; Metazoa; Arthropoda; Malacostraca; Decapoda; Penaeidae.
AUGAGGACCCACCAGCGUGAUGUUAUCGUUUCGAGGCGUCAGGGAGUCCGCGCGGGCGAGCAAAAUGGCCAAGGGAAGCCAGGCGGGGCGAGCAAAAUGGCCAAGGGAAGCCAGGCGGGGCGAGCAAAAUGGCCAAGGGAAGCCAGGCGGGGCGAGCAAAAUGGCCAAGGGAAGCCAGGCGGGGCGAGCAAAAUGGCCAAGGGAAGCCAGGCGGGGCGAGCAAAAUGGCCAAGGGAAGCCAGGCGGGGCGAGCAAAAGGGCCAAGGGAAGCCAGGCGGGGCGAGCAAAUUGGCCAAGGGAAGCCAGGCGGGGCGAGCAAAAUGGCCAAGGGAAGCCAGGCGGGGCGAGCAAAAUGGCCAAGGGAAGCCAGGCGGGGCGAGCAAAAUGGCCAAGGGAAGCCAGGCGGGGCGAGCAAAAUGGCCAAGGGAAGCCAGGCGGGGCGAGCAAAAUGGCCAAGGGAAGCCAGGCGGGGCGAGCAAAAUGGCCAAGGGAAGCCAGGCGGGGCGAGCAAAAUGGCCAAGGGAAGCCAGGCGGGGCGAGCAAAAUGGCCAAGGGAAGCCAGGCGGGGCGAGCAAAAUGGCCAAGGGAAGCCAGGCGGGGCGAGCAAAAUGGCCAAGGGAAGCCAGGCGGGGCGAGCAAAAUGGCCAAGGGAAGCCAGGCGGGGCGAGCAAAAUGGCCAAGGGAAGCCAGGCGGGGCGAGCAAAAUGGCCAAGGGAAGCCAGGCGGGGCGAGCAAAAUGGCCAAGGGAAGCCAGGCGGGGCGAGCAAAAUGGCCAAGGGAAGCCAGGCGGGGCGAGCAAAAUGGCAAGGGAAGCCAGGCGGGGCGAGCAAAAUGGCCAAGGGAAGCCAGGCGGGGCGAGCAAAAUGGCCAAGGGAAGCCAGGCGGGGCGAGCAAAAUGGCCAAGGGAAGCCAGGCGGGGCGAGGUAG